GUUUCUCGCGGACAAGAUGGCGGCGUCCAGGGGGCUGCGGUUGCUGCGCGACGGCUGGCCGCGGCGGUGGCUCCACGCGGGCCCCUCGGCGGCGGCGCUGCCGGUGCCGAAUCCUCUCCCAGCCGCCGCCCCGUCGCUUUACCCUCCGGUGGUGGCGUCGCUGACGGCGAAGAGCAAGGCGGCCAAGCAGCGCCGCCGGGAGCGCUUCUACCAGGAGAUCCACGACGCGCCCUCGGUGGAGGAGAAGCUGCGCAUCUACGGGAAGCGGCAGCGGCUCAAGUACGUGGUCUACCCGCAGACGUGGGCCGUGAACGCGGACCGCUGGUACCAGGACUACACCAAGACCGUCUUCGUGCCGGGGCUGCCCGGCCCCGUGGCGGCGGCGGCGGCGGCGGCAGCAGCAGAAGGGGAAGGAGGUGGCUGGGACCUGGCCGAGCUGCGCUCCGCGGUGUGCGACGCGCUGCUCCAGGAGCACUUCUACCAGCGCAAGCGGCGCCCCUUUCUCUUCCGCGCCAUCGAGCAGGGUCCGUCGCCUUUCCUCACGCAGCUGGCGCUCGGCCUGACGGCCCGACUGGCCAGCGCCAACCCGGCGCUCGGCUCCUCCUCGGCCCUGGGUGCGUGUGUGUAAGCGCGAGGCGGUGGGCAGUGGGACACGUGUGCAUGUGUGUGUGUGAGAGAGAGAGAGAAAGAGGAGUGAGAGGAAGGUAUUCGAGUAGUCUGAGUUGUUGGCUUCCAGGAAUAUAAAAAAAUGUUAGGGGGUUUCCGUCAAUUUCUUUAUAUAGGUGCCAGGCAAAAACCUUUCCUAUAGAACCAGGCCUUUUGCCUUUAACCAUUUUUGUCCUUUUAGAAGUGGGUGAGAUGUAUUCAAUGCAUUUCUUUUCUUUUCCUUUUGACACUGAUAAUAAAUAAAUAAGAAUAAAAAUGUGCACCCCACCACCGAAACAAUUCCAUUGUAGCUAUCCAACCUUCCAAAAUUUUAAUAUCUCUUGUGAUGGUUUGACCUCUUUCCGUUCUACAAACACCUUCCAUAUCUCCACAAAGUCAUUUCUCCUGCAUAUUCCCCGUCUUACCUUAAUGACACAUGUUAAUUUAUCAUUAAUAGCUAUUAAAGGUAAAAGGACCCCUGACCAUUAGGUCCAGUCAUGACCGACUCUGGGGUUGCGGCGCUCAUCUCGCUUUAUUGGCUGAGGGAGCCGGUUUACAGCUUCCGGGUAUAUCCCAUCAAUGUAUUUCUUUCCCUCCUUGGUUUUAAUGUACCCAUGCAGGGUUUUAUCAUUUGUUUGGUUGUAAGUUGCAUUGGGUAAGAUAAAGUAACUCACAAAUGCAAUAAUAAUAAUCUAGUCAUGAUCCCUAGCAAUGUGUGCACUAAGGAGGAAUGUGUGUUUGUGGGGGGGGGUGUUAUACUUUUAAUCAGUUACACACAUGCAUAGCAAAUAAUUUGUGAAGCAUAGAGAUGCAUAAAAUCCCCUUCUUGUACAGAUCAGAGAUGGACGCCAUACAUAAUUCCAAGUAGCUUCUGUUUCGUUGGCAACAUUUAUCUAGCAUUGUCUAGUAUAGGUGCUUCUAGUGUUGAAAGUACUUCUCCUACAGCUUCCAUCAGUUGUAGUUGUUCCUCAUUUAACUGAUUUACUGUGAUUUUUCACAUAUUAAGGUUCACAGAUAUUCAGCAUGUAUGUGUGCACAAAAAUUGCUAUGUGGUCAUGCAUACAUCCUUGACUACAGGCAUGUUUAAUAUCUCUGGUGGGCUCUUGACUGCAGGAGGCAUUAAAGACACUCUUGUUAUUUCAGACCUCAAACCAGAAGUAAAUUUCUAUUGGCUGCGUGGUGAGACAGUGGUUCCUCGUGGACAUCGAAAGGGUAGAAUUGACCCACUGAGAUUUCAGAUUGAUGAUAAACCUCACUGUCAGAUUCGUAUACGAAAACAGCUUUCAGAGGUAUGAAGUCCAAUUUCAUAAAGAUCAAUGGAUUUGCUAUUUCUGGUUACUUCAGGGGUGAGUAUCGACCCCUAAAUAGAUCUCUUCUAUUAUAUACCACGUUUUGAAGUCUACAGUUUAAUUAAAUUAAAUAUGUAUUGGGUGAAAUAGCCCUUGUUAUGAAGAAAUUAGACUAUAGCACAGUUUUCCUGAAAUGCUUGAUAACUAAGGCAUAUUAUUUUUCCGAAUUUAAACUGGAAAGUGUGUAGCAGUAAUAACUACUUAUCCUCAGAAAACCUCACCCCCUAUGUUUUUUCAUAACUCAUUGAUGUGGGUGUGUCAUCUGAAUGGAAGGAAAUUGAUGGCUCAUGCAAAGAUACAUUGUGCACCCCCCCCCCCGAGGGCUGGUACUUCUGCAACAUUCAACAUUAUACAAGCAGACUCUCCCUUUCUCCCAUGCACCUUCCUCAUGCCUCCCAAAUCUGCUGUAAAGGCUCCCCAACCCUUCAGAAAAUAUUUUAUGGGUACUCAGAGGACUGCGAGGGAGAGGGGGAAUCCAGAAUGAAUGAGAUGUUGAUCUACUAUGGAUAACAUCCCCUUUGGAUUCAUAGGAGCCUUUUUUAUUUUCAAGUCAUAUUGAUUGGCUAGGUGGCGAAACCUGUUGUAAAGUGAGUUGAGUGGUAUGAAGCAGUACAGUGUUCAAAACUCUCAUUGCUCUAGGUGCAUUUUGCGACAGGGAAUGUCAUUGCACGAGCAGCUUCUGAACUCUGGGCACAGUACUGCAGCUAAGAUUUCAGAUUAAAACUGCAGAGUGGAAGAAAAGGAGGACCUUUUUCUGCCUCCCCACUUCCAGCUAUUUUCUGAAGACUGGAGAAGAGACCUUCUUAAGAAUAUUAGGGGGGUGGGCAUGGGAAGGACUAGACCAUGUGAAAAUGAGCCUAAUAUUUUAGCUGCAAUUCAUUCAUUUUCAGUUUUGUAUUCUUGUUAUUAAAAAGUGCACCUAGAUAUUCCGUUGUUGCGUCCAUAACCUAUGUUUAAGGUGCCAUUUAGCUCCUAGCUUUCAUAUCUCAGUUUCUAACACUGAAGCAGUAGCAGCACCUCAGACAGGGAGAACAAGGGAAUUAAAAGGUAGGGGAAAGCAUGGGUGUAGGUCUAUGCCGUGGUUUGUCUCCCCUAAACAAGCUGUGAGCGGUAGGCCAAGAACAAACCUUGGCUACCGCUCAUGGUUGGUUUGGAGCAAGGCAAACCAUGAGCCUGGUAUGGACACAGUAGUAAGCCACUAUGUCUGCUGAUGUUAUAGCAUUGUGAAAUCAUUUGGGAGAAUUACAUCUCCCUGUAGACAAUCAUGCUAGUGGUAAAUAACAAAUUACGUUGUAAUUUAGGUCAAAUAUUUAAGUGGUCAAUAGUGAGCACCCUCUUAUUAUUAAUAAUAAUUAAUUAUGUUAUAAUUGUUUUUAAAAAUAAGGGUUUAAUGUAUGUUUUAAAUUUUGUAUGUUUUUAUUUUUUGUAAGCAGAAGUGGUGUAAAGCAGGGCAAUUUUUUUAAAAAAGUAAAUGCAUAAUACCGUGUGAUUAUAUAUCAGUUUAUUGAACCGGUUUUCUUUUUUCUCCCCUUAAGUUUGUGCCCCUGGACUAUGUGGCUCCUGGAGAUAUUCCUGUUAUUAAUGUCUUGCCUGACAAGCUUCCAAUGUUCAAACGACAGUAUGAUAAUAAAAUAUUUAUAGGUAAGACUGCCACAUCAGAACGCUAAUCUCUAAAGUCUCUACUCAAUGAAUUUGUAGACAUAUACUUCAGAUGCAUAGUACUUUAACAUGUCUUUAUGCUGUAAUUCAAUAUGAACAAAAUAUAAUUCAUGCCAUUAUUUUCAGUGUUUUCAUGUUUAUUUUUUUAACAAAAUAAAUCAGUUUGCAAGAGGACUUCAGCAACUCAUUAUAUUAGCAACUCAUAAUAUUAGGCAUUUGCAGAUAACCUUUCAAUUUGCUUUCCAUAUGUUGUAUUAAACCAUAUGGUCAAUAUCUCAACUGGGCCACUGUUAUCCUGACAUUAUACAUUGGGGUCAACUGGCUGAAAUAACAGUGGCUUUCAUAAUACACAUAGCAAUGUUGAAGUUGAGUUGGCAUUUAAACUACGAAUUUUCCGGCAUGCAGUUCAUUGUGUAGUUCACUUUGCUACUAUGGUAAAAUAUUUUUCUUGAUAAGUUUUAUACUUUGUUGGAUUAGGAUGCCUAAUCUUGUUGUUGUUUUUUUGGAACAAAUUAUAGCUGUGACACUGUUAUAUUGGCAUAGCGUGCUAAGCCAGUGCACUCCUGAUUUCAAAAUGGCCUAUGUACUUUAAAUUUACUCCUUGCUUGAAGUAGAUGUUAGAUAUUUCUAAAGGUUCACAAUCUUUAUCUAAAAGGCUUGUUAGUUGGCAUCAGUCUGUCUUGGGGAGACAAUGGAGGAGUGCACCUUUGGGAGUGAAGUCAGAUGGUUGGAAGGUUACAGCACCUGCUGUGGCUGUAGAGACUGAUAUGGGAGAGACCUGUUUUAUUGCAGCUGGGGCAGAUAAAGGCAUCCUGUUGUGCUGUUGCAGAUGCACCAUGGAGUUUUGUCUCUGCGCUCCUUCCAGCUGUCAUUCGUCCUCUAAUCUCAGCUAUGGAUGCAUGACCUGACCAUCUAUACAUACUGUAUUUGUCUGCAAGGGAUAUAAAACAGCUGCAUUUUGUAUGGCAUUGUGUUCACAUUUAAAUUAAUUUUUUUGAAAAACAUACCUGUCAGCAUCACUAUAUUGUUAAGAAAUUUGAAGAUAAAACAGCUAAGAAAUCUGUUAUUGGAUGAAUUGGUACUUUUAUCUAAGCAUUCUACAUGCUAAAAUCUAAAACAAUUCUUUCUCUUGCGGGAUUUAGGAUCAAAUGUAGCAGAUCCAUGUGCCUAUGGACAUACGCAGUUUCAUUUAAUUCCCGACAGGCUGAAAAGGGACAGGCUUAUAAAAAUGAAUCUCUUUGAUCAGGUUGAAGUUCCUUGCCGUGCUAACGCAAUUGCAAGUCUUUUUGCUUGGACUGGAGCCCAAGCAAUGUACCAAGGUAGGUCAAUAGUUAAAGAUGAUAGCCAGUGUUGCAAGAUAAGGUAAAUAGCAAGCUCACAAAUAUAACUUUUAGAAGAUGAUACAGCCAUGUGAUUUAUCUUAUUAAUGCAUUCUAAAGAAUAUGUGAAUGUGGAGUGAGUAUGUGAGCAUUAGGCAUGUCCACUCUGCACUUGGCCUUCUCAUCUUGAACUGGAAGAUCUGAAAGAGGCUUGUAAAUACUUCUGAUGAACAUGGUAGCAAGUCUCAUUGUAAUUAGGACCUCUAAUCAUACAUGGUUCAUGCUUGCUUGGGAUAUUGUAUAUGUGCUUAGCUGAACAUGUUUGCAAACUGCCUUCAGGCCUUUCCACUCAAUACAGAAAGGCUGGGGUGGAACAGAUAAACCCAGUGUGUGGGGGGAAGUGAGGUGGGACUAGUAUCUGCACUUGAAAUCCAUGAAAAUGUUGGCAUGGUCUUGUAGCUUGAGGAGGUGAAGGGUGUUGAACUGUGAGCAGCUAUGACCCCUUGUAGAAUGGGGAAUAUCUUGUAUAGCGCUGUGGUUUAAACCAGUGAGCCUCUUAGGCUUGCCGAUCAGAAGGUUGGCAGUUCGAAUCCCUGUGACGGGUGAGCUCCCAUUGCUCUGUCCCAGCUCCUGCCAACCUAGCAGUUUGAAAGCAUGCCAGUGCAAGUAGAUAAAUAGAUACCACUGCGAUGGAAAGGUAAACUGCGUUUCUGUGCAUUCUGGCUUCCGUCACAGUGUUCUGUUGCACCAGAAGCAGUUUAGUCAUGCUGGCCACAUUACCUGGAAAGCUGUCUGAGGACAAACUCCAGCUCCCUUGGCCUAAAAGCGAGAUAAGCGCUGCACCCCAUAGUCACCUUUGACUGGACUUAACCGUCCAGGGGUCCUUUACCUUUUCCUUACCUGUAUAGCUCUUAGUUUGUGCUUUUGCUGCUGGCUGACUCUUGGUUCUUGCCAGACAUAAGGUGUUUUAUUCAGGCUAUUUCCCCUCUAGGGGCCCUUCCUCUUUGUUGUAAGUUGCAUGACUGACUGCAAAGUUGGAGCUCUAAACCAGCCUUCCUCAACCUGGUGCCCUCCAGAUGUUUUGCACUGCAGUUCUCAUCAGCCCCAGCCAGCAAAGACCAGUAGAUGGCAGAAGCUGUCCAGGACAUCCGGAAGGCACCAGGAUGGGAAAAGCUAGUAAGCUAUUAAAAUAUGCAACCUUUUACAAUGGAUCUGCAAUGACUUGGCUUUUAAAGGCUUGCUGCUUUUUUUGUUGUUGUUGUUGAUAGGAAAAUGCUUUUGUUUAGCUGCUGCUUUUUUCCUCCCCUCUCUCCCAGGAUUCUGGAGUGAAGCAGAUGUGACCCGGCCUUUUGUAUCACAGGCUGUGAUUACCGACGGAAGAUACUUCAGCUUCUUUUGUUACCAGUUGAAUACCUUGGCUCUAUCUGCUGAUUCUGAUAAAAAUAACCCAAGAAAGAAUAUUUGCUGGGGAACUGAAAGUAGGCCGCUGUACGAAGCAAUCGAAGAAAACAAUGUGAAAGGAUUUAAUGAUGAAAUUCUAGUUCAACUGGUUAAAUUUCUCUUAAACAGACCAAAGGAAGUAUAACAUGAAAUUCAGGUACAUCUGAAUCCUCUCAAGAUACUCCAAUGCCUAAAGUGAAAUUUUGUCUGGACUGUCAAAAGUGCAAUCAAUCGUAAGCACUAUUCCUAUGUUUGGCUCUUUGGGUCAGUGAGAGCUGUACGAGAGCAAUGCUGGUGCUCUUAAGUGCUUUGGCUGAUUUAUUUGUAUGGCAAUAAACACAUUUAUGUUGCUAUUUAAAUGAAAUAGCAAGACUGACAUCUUCUGUGUGUGUUGUGUUAAAAUGUGGUUCUGUCCUCAAAGGAGGACGCAGAUUAAAUCCACAACCAUUAGAAACUAGCAGGAGAUUUUACUCCAGAUACUUUGUUACAUUUUAUCUUCUCUAGUUAAAUAGCAUUUUCAGAGAGUGCCAUGGAUAUCACCCUCUUGUUGUUGUUCUUUGCUCUUCUGAGCCAUACCCCUGCUCCCAGACAGAGCGAUCACACACAUGCAUACAAACAUAUAUAUUUUCUUUGCUUUUCCAUAGUCAAGUCCUGCUUUUCCAUGUUCCAAGUUAUGCAAUCUGCAGCCAGAGGUUACAUUUUCCUAAGAAUUUGUGUGCUAAAACUUCAGAAUAAAUAUAAAAACAGAAAAUUUAUCAAUGCAGAGCAGUGCUACAGAGUUUUAAUUGGUGUUUAAAAGGCAAAACCGUAUACAAGCGUUUUAAAAUACAGGCAGUAUAUUGCAGGUUGACCCCCACCCCCCGAUGAGUAAUACAAGCACAUACACAAAUCUCUCAUAUGUUCUUGAAUACAACCUCUAAUAAGGCAAGGGCAAUGUGUUUGAGUGAAUUGCCUUGUUAGGGUGAGUCUUUUAAAAGAGGCCCCAUGGAACAUGUGUACUCUGUAUCCACGAGGCCUCUUUUAAAGGACUCACCCUGUACUUGCAUUAAGAUACGAAUUGACUGAAAUGUUCCGUGUGUACUUGAUCAUUCGCCUGGCUCCCAAGUUUCUGCACAGUAGUUUCCCUGCAACAGACUUGGUCUGUUGUUCUGUGGCUGGGAAGCAGUGUUCAGGUGUUGCCAGUGUGGCAUUUUCUUUCAGGUAAGGAUGACUUACACUGGUUUGAGUUGUGAUAUGUUUAUGCUGGGUGUUGUGGGCAAACUGGCAAACUGGUUGUGGGUUUUUUGUAUGGGAGGCUCCCCUACUUACAAUUUAAAGCAAUAUGUCUCAAGCAUGUGCAUUUUCACUGUGGUACACAGAUUGUGCUGCCACAAUUAUUGACCUCUACUCUUUAAUUUGUCUUGGGCAAAUUUCUAAUGUAUUGUAAGGCAUUCUUACAAGUUCACCGACACACAAUGGACUACCAGAAUGAAGGUGACUACAAUUUUAUGAUUCCUUGUGGUCCAUGAACCACAGUUUGGGAACCCCUGACUUGCAGAUUAGGCAUCUGUGAAGGGGAAAAGUAAAAAAAUUCCACCAUUGUAGUAAAAACCCCUUUCAUUAACUUCAGGUGCUCUUUGGGUUCUGGCCACAAACAUAUUAAAACUUCAUUUGAUAUCAAACAUGAUUUUGGUAGGUAGAAGAUUAAACGAAUGGAAAGGUUAACCAGCAGAUGGCACUGUUUACAAUUUUGUAUGAAAUACAACAUCAGUGUGUCUGCCUGGUGUUAAAAUGGCUUGCUUUUUAAAACUGCAAAAUUACCAUUCUGUUGUUUUCCAUAGAAAAAUGACUUCAAAUUGAGAGCUCCCAUGAUAAAUACUUUGUUUGGGAAAUGGCAUUUAGGGAGGAUUUCUGUUUAUGCAUAUUUAACACUUAUCUAAUUAACUUGCAGUCUCUUCAGUAUUUUCAUUAUGAAAAUAGAAUGGGUACUUCAGUUAAUGCUUUUGUAGACUUAUUAUUAUCAUCUUCCAUUAUGUCUCCCACAGAAGAAAGCACAUACUGCACACUGAAGCUCUGAUGAAAAUACACAGGUUUUUUUUUAAGCUGCACAGUAUAUUUUUUAAAGAGUGAAAAGUCUUUCAGUGUGCAUUUCCCUCCUUAAUUUGCCACUUUUCAUAGUGAGAACCAAAGCAUGCUAUAGUUCAGAUGCCAACCCAGUUUGAUAAAUGCAGCAGUGCUAUGAUUCUCCUUGCAAUGGUAAAGGGAUGCUUAAUGGCUGCUUGCAGUGCUCCUAUAGACUUAAAGAGUGAAAGAUAAAGAGUACAUGUGAUUUGGGCAAUUUUCAGUAGCUGACUCUUAAUUUCAUUAAUAUGACUAGGAUCCAGCAAGCUACUUAAAUCCCAAAGGUUUUGACACUUUGCACUUUGAACUUGCCACUCCAAGAGCCAUAUAAGAAACUGUUCUAAACUCUCCUUUCAAAAGCCUUGCUACUUUGAGGUGGGCAAUUGCUGUACAACAAGCCAUAUAAACCAGCCUUCCUAUGCCGGUUUGUGCUGUAGUCUCAAAACAUCAAGAGCACUGGGUUAGGUUGGCAGGUAUAAAUGAAUUGCUUUCAUUGCUGCUGGUUCCCAAUCAUACACUGGGGAAUAACAAAGGAGAAUUGCAGCAUUAAAACCCUCCAACUAUUAUGCAAUUCUGUUAAACUGGGCUUCAGGUGUGGCCCUACAUGCUUUAAACUUGCUAUCCUAUGGGUAGUAUUCCAGCCUUUCCUCUUCAUACUGUAUCUUCCAUGGACUUCAUCCGACAAGACAUACUAGGGAUAAAGUUGUGCCUUGCUACUAGUUGCAAGAUGAACAAGAGUAAAUAUUUACUGCCUUAUCCCUGAAGGGACUCGAACUUGAAACAGCAUAACCUACUUGUAAUACAGAUGUGUGCACAAAGACAACCUGAAUAGGCAAUGGCCUCUUUUCAUUUUGAGCCUGCAGCAGCUCAUGACAAUCUCUGCAAAGUAACUGCUUGCCACAGCACAGGAUGCAGCACCUCCAGCCUCUGCUUAGGUAACUUGUUCCGUGGUUGUAUUGCAGAAAUGGAAAUAUGAGGGCAUCAAACACUACUAUGAAAGCGCUUCGGUAUCAAGAUUUACUUGCAGUGCUCACUUGCACAUCUGUUUUGCCCUAGGUGCCUGCACUUAAGAGCAAUAUAGACAUGAUUUCCCACCGCUGCCACUGAAAUACUUGUAUUUCAAGAAACUUGUAGCAAAGUGACAUUAGGGAAGGACUGUACCUUGGUGGUAGGACAUCUGCCUUGCAUGCAGAAAGUCCCCAGUUUCAACCCCUGGCAUCUACAGAUAGGCAGGGAGAGAACCUUGUCUGUAAUCCUGGAAAGCCACUGCUAGUCAGUACUGGACUAGAUGGAUGGUAGCUCAGUUGGUUAGAGCGUGGUGCUGAUAACACCAAGGUUGCGGUCUCAAUCGCCAUAUUGGCGAGGCUGCCACCUCUGCAGGCAAGGGGUGACAUCACUGGGCUCCUGAGCCCCACAAGAGUGCCACAGGAAGAAUGCAGUUGGUCAAGGGAUACAGAGACUCAAAAAGGUUGAAAAACUGGACUAUAUAAUCCUCAGGGACCCUUCCAACUCUAGAAUUCCAUGAUUCUGUGACCUGGGAUAAGGCAACUUCUGAUGUUCCUAUGACAUUAAACCAAAGAAAUCUGUGUGGUUAAAAACUAUGAGCAUAAAUUAAAAACCCAGUUCGUUC
Messenger RNA from Podarcis lilfordi (Lilford's wall lizard), 10142 nucleotides. The record is from the annotation of a GenBank genome assembly. Lineage: Eukaryota; Metazoa; Chordata; Lepidosauria; Squamata; Lacertidae.